This is a messenger RNA of Megalobrama amblycephala (Wuchang bream), 1941 nucleotides long. RefSeq names its product B-cell receptor CD22-like. The transcript is spliced from 9 exons. Bases 248 to 1363 code for a protein of 371 amino acids. Lineage: Eukaryota; Metazoa; Chordata; Actinopteri; Cypriniformes; Xenocyprididae. The record is from RefSeq and is a predicted model, not a curated record.
GUUCAGUUAUUUCACUCUAUUGGCAAUGAAAAGGAUGUAUUAUAAUGUAUGUAUAUAUAUAUAUACUUAACACCCCUAAUUUUUUUUUUCUUUUCAGUUUUAGGUCAGUGGUUCUGCUUUUGUUCAGUGGAGAGAGAAGUAAACAUUUCUGCCACUGCAGUGUUAACAAAAAGUCACUGCACAAAAAGUCCUAUAAAGCUAAAGUGCUUGUGUUAAAACAGUCAGUCAUUUGGUUGCUGUUGAUCUGAUGAGCUUCAAAACGAUAUAUUUGAUGCUGAUGUUGGUCAGAAUGGCUCCUGCUCUUCCUCUGAUCUUUCUGCUCAUGAUUCACAGGGUUUCUAGUGCUGGUUGGGGUGUGAGUUACAGUCCUUCACACAUCUGUGCACUAAAGGACUCAUCAGUGAUAAUGAAGUGCACUUAUACAUACCCUACUGGAUAUCAGAUCAUGAGAGUGUUCUGGUUCAAAGGCCCUGUAACAAAUGGCAAAGAGCCUCCAGAUCUUUCUAUUGACCCUGAUUACCGUCAGAGGCUUCAGUAUCUGGGAGAUAAACAGCAGAACUGCACCAUCAGACUGAGUCAUGUGACACUGAAGGAUUCACGCAUGUACUAUUUCAGAUUCAUCACUAAUAAACCUGAUGGAAGAUAUACUGGUGAUCCAGGAGUGACUCUUACUAUCACAGGUGACUUUGAUCUUCAGGUGGAGUCUCCUGAGAGAGUGACAGAGGGAGAUUCAGUCCGUCUGACAUGUAAAAGCAGCUGCACUCUGACUGACAGAGCAACAUUCAUCUGGUACAGAAACUCACAGCCAUUAACUGAGAGAAGAGACAGAAACAAUGAACUCCUGCUGCAGUCAGUCAGAAGAGAGGAUGCAGGCAGAUAUAGCUGUGCUGUACACGGACACAAUCACAUCUCUCCUGCUGUUCAGCUCAAUGUCAUGUUUCAUCAUGGUGCUGGUAGGAAUGUGAUUGUGAUCGCAGCGACAUCUGGAGGAUUAUUCAUCAUCAUCAUCAUCAUCAUCAUCAUCCUCUUUAUAAUAAAGAAACGAAGGAGAGAUAAAACUGAAGAUCUCACAGUGAAACAGAAUGAUCUCUAUUCUGACGCGUCACAGAGAGCUUCAGUCCAUGACGAGCCUCUUUCUGAACCGGAUUCAGCCAAUGACGCUCCGUAUGCCAGUGUGAAACCAAAGAGAUUCAGAGGAAACACUCCUGAAUCCAGAGAGACUGAGGAGAUCCAGUACGCAACUGUCCAACAUCCCAGAAAGAAAAAGACGAAGAGAGAAGAGGAGAACGAAAACCAGUACGACAAUAUAAGAGUUCAUCAGUUUGAUGCUGCUGUGAGGCAAUCAGUUGUUGAAACUGUAUAAGACGCAUUAGUGAUCUACAGCAGUGUCAAAUGAGAGACAGACCGUCAUGAAGCCUGUGUUCAGACAUCAAUCUGCUGGGAAAUGGAGGAUUGGAUAGUUGUGCAAUAAUUUACCCAUCUGUUCAAACCACAACCAAUACACACAGGUUCAACACUCACAUUAAAGGCCUUAAAAUUGUGAGAGUGUGUUAUAGGCUAAAUAACAUGUUAUAGUCAGAUAUGACGGCGUUACUGCAUCACCGCAGAUGAGCAGCUGAGGAUCUCUUCGACACGCAGACUGCUGCAAAUGAAACUGAAAGUCGCAGACGCUCAACACACAAACAUCUUCAUUAAAAGUAAUGAGAAUAAAUGAUCUUAUCAGUGCUGUUGCCACGUUCUCUCCUAUUGCAGUCUUUGAUUUUGAAAUUAGCUGAUGAUCAAUACAAUUACGCUCAUAUUUGAACUCCUUUAAAUUAAAGAUCGGAUUUAUAUCCAUUUUGCAGAGACAUAUUUAUGUGGUCAAGUGUAAAUGGAGUCGUAGAAAUUUGUAACUUUUUAUGACAAUAUUACAUUUAUUCUAGUUAAAUAAAGGAUAUUUUG